Messenger RNA from Phaedon cochleariae (mustard beetle), 2919 nucleotides. The record is from the annotation of a GenBank genome assembly. Lineage: Eukaryota; Metazoa; Arthropoda; Insecta; Coleoptera; Chrysomelidae.
AUGGAUGAGGCAACUAUUCAAGCUGGUCUUAAACGGUAUUUCAAAUUCAACGAAUUCAAGUCUGAACUUCAAAAACGGGCAGUAACAGAGAUUUGUCAAAGGAAACAUGAUGUUUUGGUAUCGAUGCCGACAGGGUCAGGAAAGUCCUUGUGCUAUCAGUUACCAGCAGUAUUGCAUGAAGGAAAAAUCACCAUAAUAUUUUCACCACUACUAGCUCUUAUAAAGGAUCAAAUUGACCAUUUGAUUGCUCUGAGGAUCAGAGCAGCUUCCCUCAAUUCCAAAAUAAGCAAUACAGAAAGAGAGGCACUAAUUGCUGAUCUCAAAUCAACAUCACCAAAUACUAGGAUACUAUAUGUGACCCCAGAACAAGCUGCCACACCAACUUUCAAAGCUUUAUACCAAAACUUACUCAAUUUCAAUAAAAUAGCAUACCUAGUGGUAGAUGAAGCUCACUGUGUCAGUGAAUGGGGGCAUGAUUUCAGACCACAGUAUCAAAAAUUGGGAGAGCUUAGAGACAAUGUGGAUGUGCCGUGUAUUGCCCUGACAGCUACAGCAAAUGCAGAAGUGACCAAAGAUAUAAUAUCAAGCUUGAGAUUAGCAAAAGGAUACAAAUUAUUCAAAACGUCCUGCUUCCGCUCCAACCUAUUCUAUGACGUAUACUUCCCAAAUAUGCUGGAAGACUCCUUUAAACACCUUAAAGACUUCAUAUCUGAGUGCCUUGACGAGCAAGGUGAAAAAGACCUGCCCAAAGACCAGAAAUCCUGUGGAAUCGUGUAUUGCAGGACCAGAGAGCAAACGGAAGUGCUGAUGGAGAGAUUGAACAAGAUGGGCGUCAGAACUUUGUGCUACCAUGCCGGUCUGAAGACCAUGGAAAGGACCACUUUCCAGGAGAAGUGGCAAAACGGCGAUGUACCGGUGAUAUGCGCGACUAUCAGCUUUGGAAUGGGUGUCGAUAAAGCCACAGUCAGAUUCGUCGUUCAUUGGGGCAGUCCCAAAGAACCGGCCUCUUUCUAUCAAGAAUCGGGCAGAGCGGGCCGAGAUGGAAAGCCGUCCCGCUGUCGGGUGUACUACAACAGGUCUGACAGCAAAGCGAUCGAAUUCCAUCUGAUGCAGGACUUGGCUAGGGCGGGCAGUAAAGAGAACAAGAAGAAACGUAUGGAGCAGACGGUGAAGGGAUUCAAGAAAAUACUAGAGUUUUGCGAAAAUCCAACCGAAUGUCGUCACAGGUUAUUCUCGAAUCAUUUCGGAGAACCCCCUCCCAAAUGUAUCGAUAAAUGUGACUUUUGUGUGGACAAGAAGAAAGUCCAAGAAAUGGUAGAACAGUUCCUGACAAAGAGCAUUCAGUUCAACACUAAAGCGACUACAUAUUCUGAGACUGAUUUCACAGACAUGUAUGGAGGAGGAAGAUUAGGGAUUUCUCAGGAGCAAGAAAGCUAUGAAGAUUCAGAUGAAGAGCGGCAUUCAGCUUUUGAAAGAGAAAAAGAAGCCAAAAAAGCAGCCAAUGAUUUCAUCCAUAAGCAGUUUGCUCUUAGGAGAAAUCAACAGGAAGUAUCUCAGGAAACAGUUGAGAAAUUGUUUUCCAAACAUUGCCGGGUGAAAGCAGCCAGUUCAACUUCCACCAAAAUCAAAGGUCUGACUCUUCCUACUAGAGAGCAAUAUUUGACGCGAUUAGUGGAUGUCCUUAGUGUAAACUAUACUGAAUGUCAAGAAGAACCCACUUUGGACAAACAAGAUGUGGAAGAUUGUGCAGUUGAUGUGGAAUAUGAAAUUUUCACGGUCAACACCAAUAUGACUAUGUACAGGAGUGCUAUGGCGAAAAUGAUUUGUAACAUUAAAAAAUGUACUGCCGAUCAAUUUGUGUACGAAUCUCUGUUAACGUUCGACCCGAAGCCAGCUAAAAAUGAAACUCUAAGUGAUCUGUUCCGAAAUAUCAAGAAGGAACAGCAGUUGAAAAAACUGGAUACAGUUGAGAGUGUUGAUACAGAGGAGCUGCUCACCAAAGUUGCUUCCUUCCCAAUCUUCCAAACAGCCAGACAAGUGCUGCAUCAACAAAACAGUAAACCAACUGACAGUCAGACAAAAAUAAGAGAGUUUUUCCAGAAACCUAAAACUGAUUAUAUAAAUUUGAGAGACAAUCCAACUGAAAACAUGUUGAGAAAUGCAGGUAACAGAAAGGAUCUGAAAAGUCUUUUUGGUGAUGAAGAGUCUGAUGAUGAAAAUGCUUCUGCAGAAGAAAAACCUUCUCUUAAAACUCCCCCUUACAGCUGGAAUUCAGAUGAUAGCAAUCAUUCUGAGAAAAAUAACCACAAGAUUAUAGAAGAGAAUGACAAAAGAAGGAGGAAGAGUACUGAAGAGCAGCAAGAAUUUGUUGAGGAAAAAAGAAAAACACAUCACCAUAGAAGUGAUCACAAAAAAAAGAAAAAGGAAGAGAGAUCACAUGAGGAAGCAAAUGUUAAAGACCUGGAAAGUCUUUUAGAAAGUGAACAAGAAAAAUACAAGGAAGUUAUUGACUUGUCUGAGGGGAAUGAGGAAAAAAGUUGGAAACGAUCUCACAGUACUGACAGAGAUGAAGAUAAAAAACGGCAAAAAGACAACCAGCAAAAGAGGAAUCACAGCCCAGAGGAGGAGAUCCAGAAAAGCAUUAUUGCUCAUAGACCUGUUGAUAAUCCAGUGAUAAAGUCACAAAAUGGUGAAGGCAGCAGAAAGCCCAGACUGAAAAAAGCCGAAAUUGGGGGCCUUGUAGUCAAAUUGUUGACACCUGCAUAUGCAGAAAAACGAUUUGAGUCUAGGGAGGUCUUCAAAACAUUUGCCAGAAAUAUUUCCCAUGCUUUAGCAGAUAAAGAUGAACAGGAAAUCAAGGAAUAUGUAAGGAAAUUCCUUGGUAGAAAUGGGGAAAUCACAUCACAAACUACCCUCUAG